Molecule: messenger RNA, 2611 nt
Organism: Salvelinus namaycush (lake trout)
Lineage: Eukaryota; Metazoa; Chordata; Actinopteri; Salmoniformes; Salmonidae
Product: complement factor B-like
Exons: 18
Coding region: 70-2385 (771 amino acids)
Biological process (GO): complement activation; proteolysis
Cellular component (GO): extracellular region
Molecular function (GO): serine-type endopeptidase activity
Source: RefSeq, a predicted model, not a curated record
CUUCCUGCCAUCUGUGUAUAAAUAUACACCCUUUUGCAGAUUGUAUUACUUUUGGACCUGUGAUUCACCAUGAUUUUGUCUGAUUGCUGGAGUUUGUGUGCAGUGCUGUUAAUAUGUCCUCUUUAUAUGGGUGUCAGUGUUCUGUGUGAAGUCUUCUGUAAAGAGGAGAAUGUGGGCGUGGAAGGAGGUCAUUACACACUUACCAAGAAGCUUGCGUACGGCAGUAUGCUGAUAUACCACUGUCCAGACGAGUACUAUCCCUAUCCAGCUUUAACUCGCUUGUGCCAGAAAAGUGGAACUUGGUCACCGACUCCCCAUAUAAGGCCUGUUCAAAAGUGCAAGAUGGUUGAAUGCCCGAACCCCUUGGUUUUGGAAAGUGGUUCUGUCUUUCCUUUACAAAUGCAGUAUUUUGUCAACAAUAAGACCACAUAUGAGUGCUAUUCUGGAUACACAUUACGUGGCUCAUCCUCCCGUGUGUGCCAACCCAAUGGGAAGUGGAGUGGGGGAACACCCAUUUGCAGACGCGACUCAGGAGGCGGAGAGCGUUGUGCUGACCCUGGGAUUCCGGCCGGUGCUAGGAGGUUUGGGUCAAGUUUUGGCAUAGAAGACAAAGUGACAUACCACUGUGACGAGGGCUUACAUUUGCUGGGGUCAAAGGAGCGUGUAUGUCAAGAGAAUGGCCAAUGGACUGGGACUGAGCCUAAAUGUUACUACAAGCACACGUAUGACACUGCACUGGAGAUCACAGAGGCAUUCGGCAGUGCUAUCAGAGAGAGCCUUCAGUUGGCAGCGCCCAUCGAUGACACAGAUCAGGAAGGAAAGAAGAUCACGGUAGAUAAAGCUGGAAAGCUUAACAUAUACAUUGCUAUGGACAUCUCUGACAGCAUUGUGGAGGAUCAGUUUAACAAAGCAAGAAAUGCUGUCAAGAAACUUAUCACAAAGGUCAGCUCCUUCGCAGUCAGCCCAAAUUACGAAAUCCUUUUCUUCGCUUCUGAUGUAUUAGAAGUUGUCAACAUAUUAGAUUUUUCUGGAGAAAAAAGAAAAAAACUUGAACAAGUCUUGGCUGACUUGGACAACUUUAAUUAUGGAGAGAGAGAAAAUGUUGGGACCAAUCUCAACCUUGCUUUUAAAACCAUCCUGGAACGCAUGGCUAUCCAAAAACAACGAAAUGAAACUUUAUUCAAGGAGGUCCACCAUGUCCUCAUAUUUUUCACAGAUGGUGCUUUCAACAUGGGGGGUAGGCCCGAAACCACAGUGGCCAAAAUCAGGGAAAUGGUCUACAUGAAUCAAAAGGAAGAAAGGGAUCAAUAUCUUGAUAUCUAUGUUUUUGGUGUUGGAAGUGAAAUCUUUGAUGAAGAUAUCCAGCCACUUGUGACAAAACGGGAUAAUGAGGACCACUACUUUAAACUAAAGGAUGGUACAGAAUUGGAAGAAACCUUUGAUAAAAUAAUUGAUGAGAGCAAGGUUGUGGGUCUAUGCGGGCUCCAUAGAAACUACGAUCAUGACACCGCAGACACCAUACGUGUAAGAUAUCCCUGGAAUGCAAGGAUUGGCAUCCCGCAUGAGGAUGGAAGUUAUGGUAAAUGCAUGGGGUCUCUGGUCACUCCCCGCUUCAUCUUGACUGCUGCUCACUGCUUCAAGUUCACAGACACAGCAGAUCAAAUCAAGAUUACGGUUGGCAGAAAUCAAGUUCUUACGGGAUCCCGCCUAAUAUUACACCCUAAUUAUGAUAUCAAAGCCAAAGAGAAAGAGGGGAUAAAGGAGUUCUAUGAUUAUGACAUAGCUCUCGUCGAACUUAAGAAUGAUGUGGAUAUCUCUAUCAACAUAAGACCAAUUUGCAUCCCUUGCACCAAGGAAACAAGUGGUGCUUUAAGAUUGUCGGGAGAGGAAAUCACCUGCAAGCAACAAGAAGAGCUCUUGUUAAAAAAUCCAAUUGAAGAAGUCAGUUUCAUGUCACAUGAUAAGGACAAGGGAAAUAAUAAGGAUCAGCGGAGCGAUGCCAAACUUAAGCUCCAGGAUCAGAGGGAAAAUUGUAUUGAAUUGGCUACUAAGGUAGAUGGCAUAACAUCGGAUAAUCUGAAGGAUGUUGUCACUGAAAACUUCCUGUGCUCGGGUGGACGUCAACCUACUAGAGAUCAUGUUGCCUGCAAAGGUGACUCCGGUGGUGCUCUGUUUAAGAACUAUGAUUAUCGCACAAUCCAGGUUGGAUUGAUCAGCUGGGGCACCAAAAAUCUGUGCACUGAUGGUAACAACGACGUCCAACAGGAGUCUGACGAUGACUCCAGAGAUUUCCACAUCAACCUUUUUAAAGUUGUGCCAUUUCUGAAGAAGCAUUUGGGGGAUGACACACAAGGUUAUGCACCGCUUCAGUUUUUAGACAAAUAGAGACGGCGAUUAAAGGUGUGCGUUUUAACAAAGUUUCAUGAUCAUGUGAUUAUGUCGUUCUGGCACUGAACAUGAUCAUGUGUAUGAAAAAUAGUUUGCUGAACUAUAGUUAUCAAUGAAAGUGUGCUCUUUACUAGUGCUGAUGAACUCAUUAACUGAAUUUGAAGAUGAAAAUGUGUUCUUUACUAGUGCUGAGAAACUCAUUAACUGAAUUUGAAGAUGAAAA